AGCUGUUGCUGCAUCUAUUCUAAUUCCGAUUGCAGAACAUUUUGUCACACUUUCUGCACACAAAAUACCAGAAAUUGUUACAGUGUUAUGGGAUUGCUUAAAGGAUUUGAAGGACGAUUUGACAGCAUCUACAGCUAGUGUAAUGGAUUUUUUGGCUCGAUUAUUUUCUUUCCCAAAAGUAUUAGAAUAUAUGAGAACAGCUGCUAUUUCUGAUCCGAGUCAUUCUUUGACAACAUUAAUACCUCGAUUAUACCCAUUCUUUCGUCACACUAUUACAUCCGUGCGUUCUGCGGUCCUAAAUACAUUAUUGACAUUUCUUGGUAUGGCUGAUGUUGAAGAAUGGGUAGAUUACCGCACUUUUAGACUUGUUUUUCAAAACAUGAUCGUUGAGGAAAAAAACGAUGUUCUCGAAUUAUCCCUUCAAGUUUGGUCUGCUUUAGUGUCUCAUGUAUCAAAGUCCGGCCAAGAAAAUAAAAUCAACACUUUUACGGCUCCAUAUAUCAGAACAUGGUUUAUGAUAAUUAUGACGCCAUUAGGCACUCCAAUUGAUCGACGAUUAUUUUUUAUACCAGAUGGUCCAGUUCCGAUGGAAACAUCACCUACUGCUGUAUCAUCUACCAAUUUGCGACGUCGAUCACAGGGGCGUAUCCAGACAAACGACGGUGAUGAUGUAGCUGCUCAUAAUAUUGAUACUGGGAUGCUUCAACAAGAUUUUGCAUUGGUCAGUGUAGACAUUGUACUAAGAGGCAGAGUCACUGCUUCUAAAGGCCUGGGUAUGUUAAUGAGUCAUUGGCCUAAUGAGUCUUUGGAAGCAUCAUUUGAAGACAUUAUUAUAUCUUGUUUGUCGUCUUCAUGGGCAUCAAAUAAACAACUUGCUGCUGUCAUUAUAGAAGAGUGGGCACGAUCAAUUGUGAAGAACGAAGGCUACGACAUUCAAACAUCAUUGUUGAGCGUAUCGCCAUUAGCAGUUAAACUUUCAAACCAUAUGAUCUUAAUGCUGGAAUCCGAACCACCAAAAUUUUAUUCGGAACUUAUAUCUAUUCUUCGCCGCAUUCGAGGUGAAUGUCAAGCGUUGCUCAAUACAUUUGUUUCAGUGGGGAAAAUUGAUUCCGCGGUUAUACCUACUUUACCUUCGCAUGUUCUUGGUGAGGUCAUUCAAUCAGAUGUUUUAUUUCCAUUGUUCAGUAUUGAAACGGCAGUGGAGCUUUCGGCAGCUACUUUCAAUAAUUUAUUAGCUCAAGUCACUGGUGUAGAUGGAAAAUCUACGCAAGCUCGGAGUGAUGAAAGACAAGCUUUAAAUGAUCGUAAACGCCGU
Molecule: messenger RNA, 1315 nt
Organism: Racocetra persica
Lineage: Eukaryota; Fungi; Glomeromycota; Glomeromycetes; Diversisporales; Gigasporaceae
Source: the annotation of a GenBank genome assembly